AUGGGAAUCUUGUCACGCAGCCCAACUUAUGGUAGAAGAUCAGAAGAUAAUGGCAUGAAGCUUCUUGCAACUGCUUUGUUUGCUACAGCUUUUGGCAUUCUACUUGGACUAUCAUUUCCAUCUUUUUGGAUCAGUAAUGCGAGUUUACCAAAGAACCUUCUUCGCUCCAUUGCUAUCUCAAAUAGACAUUCAGAUAAUGCAGCUCCUGUACAUGCCAUUGAUAUCUCAAAGAUAUGGGUUCCUUCAAAUCCAAAAGGAGCUGAGAGAUUACCACCCAGUAUUAUUGCAUCCGAAUCAGACUUGUAUUUGCACAGGUUAUGGGGGAACCCUGAAGAGGAUUUGAAGAAGAAACCGAGAUAUCUAGUAACAUUUACAGUGGGUUACAAACAGAGACAAAACAUAGAUGCAUGUGUUAAGAAGUUUUCAGACAACUUUACCAUUGUUCUGUUCCAUUACGAUGGGAAAACAAGUGAGUGGGAUGAUGAGUUUGAUUGGUCGAAAAAUGUAAUACACAUUAGUGUUCGGAAGCAGACAAAAUGGUGGUAUGCAAAGAGAUUCUUGCACCCUGACAUUGUAGCGCGAUACGAUUAUAUAUUCAUGUGGGAUGAAGAUCUUGGAGUCGAUCACUUUGACGCUGAAGAAUACAUACACAUGGUCAAGAAGCAUGGCCUUGAGAUUUCACAGCCUGGUUUGGACCCAGAGAAAGGGUGUACAUGGCAGAUCACUAAAAAAAGAGAGCAUGUUGAAGUCCAUAAGGAAACAGAUGAGAAACUCGAGUGGUGCUCUAAUCCUCCUCGGCCUCCAUGUGCUGCAUUUGUGGAGAUAAUGGCUCCUGUAUUCUCAAGAGAUGCGUGGCGCUGCGUGUGGCAUAUGAUUCAGAAUGAUUUGGUUCACGGUUGGGGUCUUGACUUUGCACUUAGAAGAUGUGUUGAGGAGCCUGCUUAUGAGAAGAUAGGAAUAGUAGACACUCAGUGGAUCGUUCAUCAAUUUAUACCUUCCCUUGGCAGUCAGGGAAAGGAAGAAGAUGGGAAAUCGCCAUUGCAAGGGGUGAGGGAUAGAUGCCAUAUGGAAUGGAAAAUGUUCGAGAGGAGAGUGGACGAGGCAGAGAAGGAAUAUUUUAAAUCGUUGCAAGUUCAAACCCCAUCCAAUUCAACUACAUUGCACUAG
This is a messenger RNA of Eruca vesicaria subsp. sativa (arugula), 1167 nucleotides long. NCBI's taxonomy places the organism in Eukaryota, Viridiplantae, Streptophyta, Magnoliopsida, Brassicales, Brassicaceae. The record is from the annotation of a GenBank genome assembly.